Molecule: messenger RNA, 759 nt
Organism: Puccinia triticina
Lineage: Eukaryota; Fungi; Basidiomycota; Pucciniomycetes; Pucciniales; Pucciniaceae
Exons: 8
Coding region: 1-759 (252 amino acids)
Source: RefSeq, a predicted model, not a curated record
AUGUCGAUCCGAUCCUUUACCGCGAUUUCCCUUUCAGUGGCUUGUGUUUUGAUAUCCUUGCUGCCCGAGACGCAAGCUGGAGUAUGUUCAAUCUUACAAGUUCGCGGGGCCAAUGGCAAGAUCGGAACUGGCUUCGGGGUACAACCUGACAAUGUGGUUCCUCGUACUGGAGGCGGUGAUACCGGUGCGGACGCAGCAGAGUUCCAGGCGACUCAAAACCCGAAUCCCGCUUGCGGUGUCGUUGCCAAACUUCCAGGCAAACGUGUUGACAUCUCGUACUUCAUGAGUCAAGCUGUGGAAGCUGGUGUACCUUCAGUCUUUUCCAACGGAUCCAUUCCUCUAACCGUGUUUCAGGUCAACCGCAUUGGAGGAGGCCCCAUGACGUGUGAAUACAGCUCUGACGCAACUGGCAACUCGUGGCAACCAAUGGACAUGACUCUCAACAUGCUGGGAAAUUUUGGUAUUGAAUCUCAGGAGAAUACUAAAAUGACCGUAGUCACCACCUUACGAGCUGGAAGCAGGUUUACUGGAGGUCCCAGUAACGACAUGGGACUUGUUCGUUGUCGAGCGGGAACCGACGGAAUAUGUGGUGGCUGCUUUGUUGUUCAAAUGAGUGGUCAGGUGACGGAUGCUUCAAACGGCGGCACACCCGCAUCCCCCAUGAGCUCGUCUCCUAUGCAACUCACCUCGCAACAAAUGUCGAACGUCGUUUCGAAGGUGAUUGACCUUGCCAAAACCCAGAAUUUGGUGGCCCACUAG